Messenger RNA from Phaethon lepturus (White-tailed tropicbird), 657 nucleotides. Its product is annotated as glial cell line-derived neurotrophic factor-like. The record is from RefSeq and is a predicted model, not a curated record. The transcript is spliced from 2 exons. NCBI's taxonomy places the organism in Eukaryota, Metazoa, Chordata, Aves, Phaethontiformes, Phaethontidae. Gene Ontology annotation, biological process: positive regulation of branching involved in ureteric bud morphogenesis; negative regulation of neuron apoptotic process; peripheral nervous system development. The coding region runs from base 1 to 657 and encodes 218 amino acids. Gene Ontology annotation, molecular function: glial cell-derived neurotrophic factor receptor binding; receptor tyrosine kinase binding; growth factor activity.
AUGAAGUUAUGGGAUGUUGUGGCUGUCUGUGUGGUGCUGCUCAACACGGUCUCCACCUCGCCCCUGCCCACCGGUAAGACGCCUCCCAAGGGGCUCCCUUCAGUGGUAGAGGGGCCUGAAGAUGAUCUCUCUCCCAUCAGCCUGCUGCCUCCCUAUGCUGUGCACAGUGACUCUAAUAUGCCAGAGGAUUAUCCAGAUCAGUUUGAUGAUGUAGUGGACUUUAUUCAAGCCACCAUUAAAAGACUGAGGAGGUCACCGGAUAAACAGACUCCGAUUUUUUCUAGGCGGGAGAGAAACCGGCAAAACGCAGCCACAAAUAUAGAGAGUUCCAGCAAAAAGGGGAGGAGAAAUCAAAAGGGAAAAAAUCGAGGAUGUGUCUUAACAGAAAUACAUUUAAACGUGACUGAUUUGGAUUUAGGAUAUGAAACCAAAGAAGAGCUAAUUUUCCGGUAUUGCAGUGGAUCUUGUGAUGCAGUCGAGACCACCUAUGACAAAAUUUUAAAAAACUUAACCAGAAAGAAAAAACUAGUCACUGACAAAGUGAGGCAAGCUUGUUGCAGACCCACAGCCUUUGAUGACGACCUGUCCUUUUUGGACGAUAACUUGGUUUACCACAUACUGAAAAAACAUUCCGCAAAAAGGUGUGGAUGCGUCUGA